AUGAAUAAAAUUAAAAUGAAGAAUAACUAUAUAGAAAGAAAGAAAUAUUCAAUUCAUAAUUUGGUUAAAUUAAUUAAUGAAAAGAAAAAUAUAGAAAAUGGAAAAAAGAAUGAAUUAACAUCAGAAGGGACAACUAAAAAAAAAAAUGUAUCUAUUGAAAGUAAUGAUGUACAUAUAAAUUCCAAAAAAAACAAAAACAAAAACAAAAACAAAAACAAAAACAAAAACAAAAACAAAAACAAAAACAAAAACAAAAACAAAAACAAAAACAAAAACAAAACGGAUAAAAAAAAUGGACAUAUAAAAAAUGAAGAUUUUGUAAGUAGUUCCUCAGAUGAUGAAAAUGAAUAUACAAAUAAUGAAAAAGAUAUCGUAAAUGAUCAAGAUGAAUUAUCAAUAAAUGAUGAGAAUAAAUUAUGUAAUGAUCAUGAAAUAAUAAAUAAUGGUUCAUCUGAUGAUAAUGAAAUUAAAUUAUUUAUGUUUGAUUAUAAAGAAUGUCAAAAUAAAAAAUGUUCUUGUAAGAAAUUAUAUCGUUUCAAAAAAAUUAAGAAAGUUCAAAUGAAUAAAAAAUUUAAAGGUAUAGUUUUAACACCUUUUUGUGAAAAAUAUUUUUCUAUAGAUGAUAAAUAUACUAUUGAAAAUUAUGGUUUAUCUGUAGUUGAUUGUUCAUGGAAAUCUAUUGAUUUAUUAAAAAGAAUAAAAUUUUCUAAUCAGAGAAAAUUACCUUAUAUUAUUGCUGUAAAUAGUAUAAAUUAUGGAAAGCCAUAUAAACUUUCUUGUUUGGAAUCUUUAGCUUUCUGUCUUUAUGUUUGUAAUUAUAAUAAACAAUGUAAUGAUAUCUUAAAUAUCUAUAAAUGGAGUGUUAAUUUUACUAAUUUAAACAAAGAAUUGUUAGAUUCAUAUAAAUUAUGUAACACACAUGAGGAAAUAAAAAAUGCUGAAGAAGAAUUUAUACAAAAAUAUCUACAUGAAAAAGAACAAAACAAAAAAAUUGAUGAGUAUAAAAUUAUAUAUGAAGAUGACUACAUAUAA
Plasmodium adleri (nom. inval.) is the source of this 1032-nucleotide messenger RNA. Its product is annotated as ribosome biogenesis protein TSR3, putative. Gene Ontology annotation, molecular function: rRNA small subunit aminocarboxypropyltransferase activity. The record is from RefSeq and is a predicted model, not a curated record. Lineage: Eukaryota; Apicomplexa; Aconoidasida; Haemosporida; Plasmodiidae. Gene Ontology annotation, biological process: maturation of SSU-rRNA. The transcript has a single exon. Bases 1 to 1032 code for a protein of 343 amino acids.